AGAACCUCUGUCUCCGAAGGGCCGGUCGGCGCGCACGCGCAGUGGCAGGGCGCCCUCCCAUGCGCUGUGUUUACAAUCGAGGGCUGCCCGGGCCGGUGAGGGGGCGAUACUUCCGGCCCUCAGGUGGCCGCGUGCCUUUCCGCUGACGUCUGAGGGUUUUAGGUAUCGGUCAUGUGACAGUCGGGGUCGCCAUGUCUGCUCUGUGUCCUCCUCCUUCUCCUGCUGUUGCCAAGACUGAGAUUGCCUUGAAUGGAGAGUCCCCAUUGCUGGCUGCUACUUUUGCCUACUGGGACAAUAUUCUUGGUCCCAGGGUCAGACACAUCUGGGCCCCCAAAACAGACCAGCAGCUUCUCAGUGAUGGAGAAAUAACAUUUCUUGCAAACCAUACUCUGAAUGGGGAAAUACUUCGUAAUGCAGAAAGUGGUGCAAUAGAUGUGAAGUUUUUUGUUUUGGCUGAGAAAGGAGUCAUUAUCGUGUCCUUAAUUUUUGAUGGGAAUUGGAACGGGGACAGAAGUACAUAUGGACUAUCGAUAAUCCUUCCACAAAGUGAGCUUGGCUUCUACCUUCCCCUUCACAGAGUAUGUGUCGACAGGCUGACACAUAUUAUAAGAAAAGGACGGAUAUGGAUGCACAAGGAAAGGCAAGAACACAUUCAGAAGGCUGUCCUGGAGGGCACAGAGAGAAUGGAAGACCAGGGCCAGAGCAUCAUUCCAAUGCUGACAGGGGAAGUUAUUCCUGUAAUGGAGCUCCUUUCAUCUAUGAAAUCACACAGUGUUCCAGAAGAAAUAGAUAUAAGUGACACAGUGCUUAGCGAUGAUGACAUUGGAGACAGCUGUCACGAAGGUUUCCUCCUUAAAGCCAUCAGUUCACACUUGCAGACGUGUGGCUGCUCGGUAGUUAUAGGAAGCAGUGCAGAAAAAGUUAAUAAAAUAGUACGGACACUGUGCCUCUUUCUUACUUCAGCAGAGCGAAAGUGUUCUAGGCUGUGCAGAAAUGAAACUUCCUUUAAGUAUGAAUCGGGGCUUUUUGUGCAAGGAUUACUGAAGGAUGGCACUGGAAGUUUUACAUUGCCUUUCCGUCAAGUCAUGUAUGCUCCGUAUCCUACCACGCACAUUGAUGUAGAUAUCAACACCGUGAAACAGAUGCCUCCUUGCCAUGAACAUAUCUAUAAUCAGCGGCGGUACAUGAGAUCGGAGCUCACAGCUUUCUGGAGAGCCACUUCAGAUGAAGAGAUGGCUCAGGAUACCAUUAUCCAUACAGACGAGAGCUUCACCCCUGAUCUGAACGUUUUCCAAGAUGUCCUUCACCAAGACACUUUAGUAAAAGCCUUUCUGGAUCAGGUCUUUCAUUUGAAACCUGGAUUGUCCCUGAGGCGUGUGUUCCUCGCACAGUUCUUGUUAAUCCUUCACCGAAAAGCCUUGACCCUAAUCAAAUAUAUAGAAGACGAUACGCAAAAAGGCAAGAAGCCUUUUAAAUCGCUCCGUAGCUUGAAGAUAGACCUGGACUUGAGGGCAGAGGGUGACCUUAACAUAAUAAUGGCCUUAGCUGAGAAGAUCAAGCCGGGAUUGCAUUCAUUUCUGUUCGGCCGUUCUUUCUACACUAGCGUGCAAGAGCACGACGUUCUAAUGACGUUCUAAUGAGGUUUAUUUUUUUUAUGUGAGUUGGUAUCUCUUCACAAUGCUUCUCAAAUGUAUUGUUUAAAGGGAAUAUAGCAUUUCUCUUCACAAACACGUGUUGUGGUCCGGUGCAACAGAAUGUGUGGUUAACACUACAACAGUCUUUUUCCCCGGCCCAGUGCCGUCCAGCUGUUGUUGUUGGACUCAAACUACCAUCAGUCCCACCCAACAUGGCCUGUGGUCAGGGACGAUGGGAGUUGUAGUCUGCCAAUGUUUGGAGCGGGGUAUCAUUGCGGGGAAGGCUGCAGAAAAAGUCAGAGAGUGCUGUUUAGACCUGCGCAAUCCAGGUAGAGCAAGGUUUCUCACCUGCCUUCUGAACACCAAGUGCCACUGCUGAUUCCUGAGAGGGGAAGGAAGCUCAGUGUGGUUGGGGUUUGGCAGUAGGAGUGUUGGGUUGGCUCUGCCACCAUGCCGCUUUGUUCCCUGUGCCUCUCCCUCUUGGGAGCUGGCAGCAAUAUUCUGUGUUUGGAAAGCAGGCAAACAACCCUGUGCCACCCCACCAGUUGCUACUGGAAUCGAGUCAGUUCAACUUAGGCAUGCAUCAGAUGUUCCAUUUUGAUUACAGGGAGAGUAAACAUUGGUGUGGUUUGUUUAAAGGUUAACUUAAUGGCAUUUUCGAAACCACAAAGUUGAGGACAACUUUUAAUGGGUUUUUAAGAGGAUAUUGGUUUAUAAUUUUUCUUCGUGUGUGUGGUAUUGGGAGACACGUUCCAUUUCCUCCUUUCUGUCCAGGGACUGUUGAUUGCAAAACAAAUGGUCAAACGUAAUUUUAGGACUAUCGCUUCUAGUGUGUUUGGUAAUAUGAACAGUGCCAUCUGCUUUUUCUCCCUGCCCCCAAAGCCAGCAGAAACUUGUGUGACAUCUUAAGCACUUCAACACAGGCAUGGAACAGGCAAUGUGGCAGUACUUUUAGAUGGUGUAAUCAAAAGUGCCAAGCAAGUGUCGGGCAAGACUAUUCUAUUGCUAAUUAUGUCACCCACCAUGCAUGUUGCACUGUGUUUUGUCAAACACUGGUGCAAGUCAAACAGAGUGCAAAUUAGGAAAGGUAAGGAGCAAUUGGCAAGCUUUUUCUGAUGAGCUACUGAGUGAAAGCCAUAUAAAAAUCUCCCGGAUCUCCAAUGCUUCUGAGCAGUUUGGGGGGAGGGGACUGGUUAGAGACAAACUUAGUUGGUACCACAACUGAAAUAAGGGUAGUAGUGGCAAAUUUCUACUUUUCCUCUUCAACUCUAGCAUAUUUACCUCUUACCUCUCAGCUUCUUCUAAACUGAAAAAAGAUAAACAUUAUGUAUUUGCCUGUUUUCCACUGCCUUUCAUACCUGUAUAAUAUGGAAUAUUUAUAAUGGCUUUAAUGUACAUGUUUUGCAAAAUGCAAAGAGCUGCCAUAAAAGUGCAUGCCAUGUACUUCAAAAGGUUUUAAAUGCAUGCUGCUGUUUUUUAAUUUCAUUUUUUAAUUGUUUGCCGGGUUGGGGUUGUUCCAAUACGCUAAUAUGUUUCUUUAAGUGCAAUAUUUUGUGUUCAUGAUUAGGGAAAACUUACUGUCAGAAAGACAUCUCUAGCUGUUACUGAGCAUUCCUUAUUAUUAAUUCUUAUUUUCUUGGAAACCUGUUCUUCCUUCUCAUCUGAUGGCUGUGGCCCACAUGAUGGUGAUGGCUCAGAUGAAGGGUAUCCAAUUUAACUUUUGCAUCUUGGGAAGUUGUGAUUGCCAAACUUUCCCCUGUAGUAAAAUGAGCAAGGUGCAGUAUCUUAUGUGAAGCUAACUGCAUACAACAGACUCCCACCGAUCAUUGGCUUAUUACAGCCAGUAAUUUAAUUUGUAAAGAUGUAAAGUUGCCAUGUCAAAAGACUAAAUAUUAUUGUGGAGGUGUGGGGCCUGACAAAGCAGCUUUUACUCUUUGGGAAGACAGGGAUGAGGGCAGUAGAAGCUAGGCAGUAAUGAGAAAUGCCUCUUAGCUCAGGGUAGGUAGGUGUCAUGGGUGAGCAAGAAAUAACAUCCCAGUGAAUGGCCUGAGCAUAACUCUGGUGGCCUGUCAAUAGCUCUACUGUUUAGAUUAAAAGUCCUGUGCAGCCAUAACAAGAAGAUAGACAACUGACAUUUUUCUGUCUUAGGGUUAGUGAUAAAUUUAGAGGGAAUACUGUCAGACCAUGAAGAUAAUUGUGUUCUUUUCCAUAACUUAUUUUACAGAGUAAUAGUCCUAGGUGUUGGUUUAAAAGCAGCUUAAAGAUUUGAAACUAAUAUAGUAUCCAUUUACCUGGGAUUUUCUGUAUUUUCAUGCUGCUACGUAUGUGGAUUGCAAGGUGCUUGAAAAAUAUCAGUACAAUUAUUGCUGAUAUAAUAUAGUAAUGAGACAAAUUCCAUUUGCCAUUAAAAAAAGCAUACUAGGGAUAGCAAGCUAUAUUUUAAUGUUGUUGUUGAAGCGGGUUUAGAGUUCUGAUGAAUAAAUACAGGAGACAUUGCCACACAGAGAACACAUUAUUGAACCAUAUGCCUAAUUGUAGAUUGAUGCAUUUUUGGCAAAUAAAACUGGCACUACCAAAAAGAAAUCUCUGUUGCCUGAAAUAUAUCCUAGUGUCAUAUUUUCAUUAUGAAAUGUCUAAAUGCUAGUAAUUUGCUCUGAUUUUUUGGUGCACUUUCCCCAUGCAUGUACAUUAUAAUAAAAUGGAUAAAUACCUCCAUAUUUUGUGUUGCACAUCUUAUUGCUCAGGGUAUUAUUAGGCUGUUGAAAGCAAUAUUGCAAGAAGAUUCAUUUACCAAAAGGUAUUGGCUGCAAUAUGCAUUGUCUCAGACAGCAGCACUACACUUUCUCCAGCACCUGUGUCACAGCACCAUCCAUAGGGACGCAACUAUAAUGCAAAACAGCACCAGUUCCUCCCUUUAGCUAAUUUACUGAUCCAAGUAUUUGUUUCUUGUAACACCAGUGCAGCUUGUUUUCUCUAGGCUGCAAGUUGGUGCUAUAUCCAAACUAUUGGUACUGGGAUUUCACCAGCAAUCCUGUCACAUAUUGAAUUGGAACUGAAAUACGGUACUUUGAAGUACUUUAUUGUACAACUUGUAUACAGUGAGAUUACACAAGCAUCCCCACUCAUCUCUUAGUCUUAAUUCCUCUCGUUUACUGAUGCACACCAAAGAAUGCUCCAACUACCACACAAUUGCACUCAUUUCACACGCUAGCAAGGUUAUGCUUAAACUUCUACAAGGCAGUCUUAGGCAGUAUGUGGACCGAUACCUCCCAGAAGUGCAAGCUGGAUUUCGUAGGGGCAGAGGAACCAGAGACCAAAUAGCAAACAUGCGCUGGAUUAUGGAGAAAGCUAGAGAGUUCCAGAAAAUCGUCUACUUCUGCUUCAUUGACUAUGCAAAAGCCUUUGACUGUGUCGACCACAGCAAACUAUGGCAAGUUCUUAAAGAAA
This is a messenger RNA of Zootoca vivipara (common lizard), 5081 nucleotides long. It is a transcript of the gene C9orf72, whose product is annotated as C9orf72-SMCR8 complex subunit. Lineage: Eukaryota; Metazoa; Chordata; Lepidosauria; Squamata; Lacertidae. The record is from RefSeq and is a predicted model, not a curated record. Gene Ontology annotation, molecular function: guanyl-nucleotide exchange factor activity. Gene Ontology annotation, biological process: endocytosis; autophagy. Gene Ontology annotation, cellular component: endosome; autophagosome.